Linum trigynum is the source of this 1467-nucleotide messenger RNA. NCBI's taxonomy places the organism in Eukaryota, Viridiplantae, Streptophyta, Magnoliopsida, Malpighiales, Linaceae. The record is from the annotation of a GenBank genome assembly.
AUGGUGCCGCCGCAUCAGAUCCAAGCGGAGUUAGCGAUGGUCCCAAAUUCAAACGAGACGGAACACGGCGGCCGCGGCGGAGGACUGGAGGAGAAGCAAGAAGAGCAGUCAAUGGCGGGAUUCAAGAACUUCCUGUGGCACGGCGGUUCAGUGUGGGACGCGUGGUUCAGCUGCGCUUCCAAUCAGGUGGCGCAAGUCCUCCUCACGCUGCCCUACUCCUUCUCCCAGAUGGGGAUGGUCUCCGGAGUCGUGCUCCAGAUCUUCUACGGCCUCGUCGGAAGCUGGACGGCUUACCUCAUCAGCGUGCUCUACAUUGAGUACAGAAGCAGGAAGGAGAAGGAGAAUGUGAGCUUCAAAAACCAUGUCAUCCAGUGGUUCGAAGUGUUGGAUGGGUUACUGGGUCCAUACUGGAAAGCUGUGGGGCUUGCCUUCAACUGUACUUUCCUUCUCUUCGGCUCUGUGAUUCAGCUAAUUGCAUGCGCCAGCAAUAUUUACUACAUAAACGACCGGCUGGACAAGAGGACGUGGACCUAUAUCUUCGGCGCGUGCUGUGCAACCACUGUGUUCAUCCCGUCGUUCCAUAACUACAGGAUAUGGUCGUUCCUGGGACUCGGGAUGACUACCUACACCGCCUGGUACAUGACCAUCGCCGCCGUGGUUCACGGCCAGGUUGACGGUGUCACCCACUCCGGCCCCACCAAGCUCGUCCUCUACUUCACCGGCGCCACCAACAUCCUCUACACUUUCGGCGGUCACGCCGUCACCGUGGAAAUAAUGCACGCCAUGUGGAAGCCACAGAAGUUCAAGUACAUCUAUUUGAUAGCCACGCUGUACGUAUUCACACUGACGAUCCCGUCGGCCACCGCCGUGUACUGGGCGUUCGGCGACCAGCUGCUCAACCAUUCCAACGCCUUCUCGCUCUUGCCCAAGAACGCAUGGCGUGACGCCGCCGUCAUAUUGAUGCUCAUCCAUCAGUUCAUAACGUUCGGGUUCGCUUGCACGCCGCUGUACUUCGUGUGGGAGAAGGUGAUCGGGAUGCACGACACGAAGAGCAUCUGCCUGAGGGCGGUGGCGAGGUUGCCAGUGGUGAUCCCGAUCUGGUUCCUGGCCAUUAUCUUCCCCUUCUUCGGGCCCAUCAACUCCGCGGUGGGGGCCCUGCUCGUCAGCUUCACCGUUUACAUCAUCCCCUCCAUGGCCCAUAUGCUCACUUACAGGAAGGCCUCCGCCAGACAGAACGCCGCGGAGAAGCCCCCCUUCUUUUUACCGAGCUGGACGGCGAUGUACGUGGUGAACGCGUUCGUGGUGGUGUGGGUUCUGGUUGUCGGGUUCGGGUUCGGCGGGUGGGCCAGCGUCACCAACUUUGUAAGGCAAGUCGACACUUUCGGCCUCUUCGCCAAGUGCUAUCAGUGCAAGUCUCCCGCUCCCCUCGCCACCGCCGCCGCGCCCUCCGCCGCUCGCCAUCACUGA